Brassica napus (rape) is the source of this 6202-nucleotide messenger RNA. Its product is annotated as nuclear pore complex protein GP210-like. Bases 181 to 6045 code for a protein of 1954 amino acids. The transcript is spliced from 35 exons. NCBI's taxonomy places the organism in Eukaryota, Viridiplantae, Streptophyta, Magnoliopsida, Brassicales, Brassicaceae. The record is from RefSeq and is a predicted model, not a curated record.
CCUCAACUUUCUUCCCCCUUUCCAUAAACCCUCUCUUUAGGGUUUCUUCUCCAAGCUCUCUCACUCACACCAUCGAUUCUACUCUCACUCUUCACUAUCCAAAGCACAGAUUCGAAUUCAGCUUAAGCUCCUUCUUCUUCAAGCUCUGCUAUGCGUUGAUGUAGCAAACCAAAAACAAAAAUGGUUCGUAUCUCAUCGUGCUUCUUCGUCGUGGUUCUGAUUGUGCUCUCGAUUCGAGAAGCUUCUUCGCAGUUAGGUACUGGUCCGCACAUUACUGAUGUCAAUAUACUAUUGCCUCCGAGGAUGAAGAAUCCAGUAGAGUAUCGCCUUCAAGGAAGCGAUGGCUGCUUCAAAUGGUCAUGGGAUCAUCAUGAUAUACUCUCGGUUACGCCUGAGUUUAAUUCGAGCAGUCACUGCUCCACCAGCGCUCGCCUAAAAUCGAUUUCGCCUUAUAGCGGAAGGAAGGAGACUGCAGUUUACGCCACCGAUAUACAGACGGGGAUGGUGAUUCGCUGCAAGGUGUUUAUUGACAUCUUCUCACGGAUUCAGAUUUUUCAUAACUCUAUCAAGCUUGAUCUUGAUGGACUUUCCAUGCUUAGAGUCCGCGCUUUUGAUAAUGAAGAUAACGAGUUCUCCUCACUGGUGGGUCUACAGUUCAUGUGGAAGCUAAUGCCUGAAAGUGGCGGAGGAACAACGCAUCAUCUUGCUCAUGUCCCUUUGAAGGAAUCUCCGUUGACUGACUGUGGGGGACUGUGUGGCUACUUGGAUAUCCAGAAAAAGCUUGAGGAUAGUGGGGUGUUUGCAGAUUUGUUUGUGGUGAAGGGAACCAAAAUUGGACAUGAGAAGGUUUCAGUUCAUCUGUUGGAGGCUCCCCUUACCCAUGUAGCCGAUGAAAUAGUACUAACCGUAGCAGAGGCCAUGUCACUUGAACCUCGUUCACCAGUCUAUGUCCUAAUGGGUGCUUCUUUUGGUUACACUUUAAAGGUCAUGCGUGGGAAUGUUCCUCAAGCCGUGCAUCUACCAUCAUCACAUCACAGAUGGUCUGCGUUGAACUCUUCGGUUGUUCAAGUAGAUUCUUUGAUAGGUCUGACUAAAGCAUUAAGCUUGGGGGUAACAACAGUUGUUGUUGAAGAUACCCGGGUUGCUGGCCACAUUCAAGGAUCAUCUAUUAAUGUUGUCACUCCAGAUACUUUUAUCUUGUACAUAUCACCUUGGUCAACGUCAGGGGAUCCUACUACAGAAUCGAAAUCUUUUCCGUCAUCUAUGCAUUGGUAUGUUGUCUCUGGUCGUCAAUAUCUGAUUCAGAUGAAGAUUUUCUCUGGAAGACCUGAUGCACAUGAAAUCUAUAUAACUGAGACGGAUGAUAUCAAACUGUACGGAGAAGAGACAGAUUAUUGGAAAAUCGUUUCAGUGCCAGAUGAUCUUUCCUCUGAAUAUGGUUGGCGAAAUUCUAGAAUUUUGAAAGCAUUCUCACCAGGAUUAGGAGAGCUGACAGCUGCAUUGACUUACUUCAAUGGACAUCAGAAUUCAAAAGAGGUUCUCAAGGUUGUCCAAGACAUUGUGGUUUGUGAAAAGGUGCAGUUCACAUUGAACAGUGAAGAUGACGCACCUAAGAUUCUACUUCCUUGGACCCCUGCUGUAUAUCAAGAGAUGGAGCUAAUUGUGACAGGAGGUUGUGCGAAAGCAUCGAGUGACUACAAGUGGUUUACUUCAGAUAUGAGCAUUUUGUCUGUGUCAGCUUAUGGAAUUAUCCAGGCAAAGAGGCCUGGAAUAGCCACUGUAAAGGUGGUGUCGACUUUCGAUUCACAAAAUUUCGAUGAGGUUAUUGUUGAAGUUUCCAUUCCAUCCUCUAUGGUUAUGUUGCAAAACUUCCCAGUAGAGACAGUGGUUGGAUCACACCUGCAAGCAGCUGUCACAAUGAAGGCUUUAAAUGGUGCCUCAUUCUCUAGAUGUGAUGCUUUCAACUCAUUGAUAAAGUGGAAGACAGAGAGUGACUCUUUUGUUAUAGUUAAUGCAACAGCCGAGAUGAUGAUGAUGGAAGAAUUAAGAAGCACGGAGUCCAGUCCUCCUUGUUCUCGGGCUUAUAUAUAUACUUCUUCUCCUGGCCGCACAGUGCUACAAGCAACUCUAGCAAAAGAGUUCCAUUAUUUUGAUAAGUCGUUAAGCGAAUCAAUUGAUUUGAAAGCAACUUUAAGUAUCGGGGCCUAUCUGCCACUUACUAUCCGACAAGAUAGUGAUGGGAAUCAUCAUGGUGGAUAUUGGUUUGAUAAGACACAAGAAGAAACUGAUAUUGGUGUAAGUAACCUCUAUCUUGUACCUGGGACAUAUGUUGAUGUGAUGCUUCUGGGGGGACCUGAAAGAUGGGAUGACAAUGUUGAGUUCACCGAGACUGUGACUAAAGUGAAUGAAGAUGAGGAGGACCUUACAAAUGGAGAUAACAUCCAUCACAACUUUGACCACCAUGCUAACAUGUUUAGAGUUUCGUGCCAGACGCUUGGUUCUUAUAAACUGAUAUUCCAGCGUGGAAAUCUGGUCGGGGUGGACCAUCCUUUACCUGCAGUGGCAGAAGCUUUCUUAUCUGUUCAAUGCAGCUUACCAUCCUCUGUUGUGCUCAUUGUUGAUGAACCUGUUAACAAGCUUAGUGUGAUUAGAGCUGCUAGUCAAGCUGAGAGGGCACCAGGACGACUUCGUGUAACUCCUGUGACUGUAGCAAAUGGGCAAAUAAUUCGAGUGGCUGCUGUUGGUAUUAGCGACUCUGGAGAAGCUUUUUCAAACUCAUCAACUCUUUCACUCAGGUGGGAACUGAGUAGUUGCGACAAUUUGGCUUCUUGGGACGAUGAUUAUAAUUCAAAAAUGACAAAGACUAGCUGGGAGAGAUUUCUAGCUCUUCGUAAUGAAUCUGGAUUGUGCACUGUACGGGCUACAGUUUCUGGUAUUGAUCAUUCUGGAAAAACCCAAUACUCAUCUCUGCUUCCAGAAGUGUCCGAAAGUACUCUCACAGAUGCUGUACGCUUACAGUUGGUUUCUACACUAAGAGUCACGCCAGAGUUCAACCUGGUUUUUUUCAAUCCUAAUGCCAAGGUUAAUUUGUCAAUGACUGGAGGAAGCUGUUUGUGGGAAGCAGUUGUGAAUGAUUCUCGUGUAGCAGAAGUGAUUAGACCCCCAUCUGGCCUGCAAUGCUCGCAAAUGACCCUGUGUCCAAAAGGGUUAGGGACUACACUUGUGACGGUAUAUGAUAUUGGGGUCUCUCCUCCACUUUCAGCUCUUGCGGUGAUUAAAGUUGCAGACAUAGACUGGAUAAAAAUUGCAUCUGGGGAUGAGAUAAGUAUAAUGGAAGGAAGUACACACUCCUUUGAUCUACUGACUGGCAUUGACGAUGGGACGACCUUUGAUUCUUCCCAGUACCCGCUAAUGGAUAUUAUGGUGCAUAUUGAGGAUGAUCUGGCGGAGCAUGUUUCUGUCGAUGGUAAUCCACUUUCUGUUGGUGAACACGUGGCAACUUCUUCAUUCAAAGUAGCUGCUAGACGCCUGGGAAUCACAACACUAUAUGUUAGCGCGAGACAACAAUCAGGAGAUAAAGUGGUGAGCCAAACUAUUAAAGUGGAAGUUUAUGCCCCACCAAGACUUCACCCACAAGGAAUAUUUCUUGUUCCUGGUGCUUCUUACGUGCUCACUGUUGAAGGAGGCCCAACCAUGAAUGUUUCUGUUGACUACACCACUGUAGAUAACCAAGUUGCAAAGAUCGAGAAAUCAGGACGCCUCUAUGCAACAUCACCUGGCAACACGACAAUCUAUGCAACAAUAUAUGGGAGUGAAGGUACUGUAGUUUGUGAAGCAGUUGGAAAUGCGGAAGUUGGACUUCCUGCUGCUGCAACGCUGAUAGCUCAAAGUGAUACUGUGGCUGUUGGCCGUGAAAUGCCUAUAUUUCCAUCAUUUUCUCAGGGAGAUCUUUUGUCUUUCUAUGAGCUCUGCAGAGCAUACCGAUGGACUAUCGAAGAUGAGGAGGUGUUGAGUUUCCAUGUACCGUCUAUUGACGUGGAAGAGAAUGCUGGCUUUGUCAAUGUCGUCCAUGGAAGAUCUGCUGGGAAAACCAGAGUCACCAUUGCGUUCUCAUGUGAUUUCGUGUCUCCUGGCUUCUACUCCGAAUCUAGAACAUAUGAAGCAUCAAUAGUUUUAUCCGUUGUGCCUGAUCUCCCUCUUUCUCUCGGGAUUCCUAUGACCUGGGUUCUUCCGCCAUUUUAUACGUCAUCUAGUCUAUUGCCAUCAUCUCCUGAGACACCAAAGCACAAGGAUGGUCAAAGUCACAGAGGCAAUGUAGUCUAUUCCCUAUUGAAAGACUGUAGUUCUCGGGCUGACGUCGAACGAGAUACUAUAUCAAUUAACGGCGGCAGCGUCAAAACUACAGAAAUCAACAAUGUUGCAUGUAUUCAAGCCAAAGACCGCACAAGUGGAAGGAUCGAGAUUGCUGCUUGUGUGAGGGUUGCAGAGGUUGCUCAAAUAAGAAUGAAGAGUGAAAUGAUCCCUUUCCACGUGGUGGAUCUUGCUGUUGGUGGUGAACUUGAACUUCCAAUAAAUUACUAUGACACUUUAGGAAUCGGUUUUCUAGAAGCACAUGGUGUUACUACAUACAACGUUGAAACCAAUCAUCGUGAUGUUGUGUCUAUUAAGACUGUCAAUGACCAAACAAGUGUCUACAUUAAGGGAAUAAAACAUGGUAAAGCUUUAAUUCGGGUCUCCAUUGGCGGUAAUCUGAGGAAAGCAGACUACGUUCUGGUUUCAGUUGGGGCACAUAUCCAUCCUCAAAAACCUGUCAUUCACACUGGAAAUAUGCUGAAUUUCAGCGUUACAGGUAAAAUGUCAAAUCAAAUCUACAUGACAAAUACAAUUAUAAUGCCCGUCCUGCUAAACAGAAACUUGCAAUGUGAUUUAGGGGCUGAUCAUCAAGUCUCUGGUCAAUGGGUUUCAUCGAACAGGAGUGUCCUGUCCGUCAAUGCAGUAUCCGGCCAAGCUAAAGCAAUCUGCCAAGGGUCAGCUCACGUUACAUUUGAAGGUCAUGGUUUGAAGCUGCAAACAAAAGUCACAGUGCUACUUGGAAACACCAUAUAUGUUGACUCUCCUAGAGAAACACUAACAAAUGUCCACGUCCCUACAGAAGGAUAUAGCUUUCCUGUAAAAUUCAGGGAGAAUACGUUUGUGAACGGAAACAGGAACACAUUCAACUGCCAAGUAGACCCUCCAUUUAUAGGAUAUGCAAAGCCAUGGGUGGAUCUUGACAGUGGAGACACUCGUUGUCUUUUCUUCCCAUACUCACCGGAGCAUCUGGUUCACUCAAUGUCUAGAUCAAAAGACACAAAAUCGCAUGUGUCCUUCUCCAUUAAUGCUUCAGUUAAAGAAGGUCGACAGGUGUCGGGAUCUGCGUCUGCACUUCUUAUUGGAGGGUUUUCUGUAGCAUGGCCAAACAAGUUGAAUAUAAACCCGGAUUCAAACAAGACUACAAUUUCAGUACAAGGGAACACCGAUGUUCAAAUUCACUGGCAAAACAAAGCAAGGUUAUCGAUCAGCUUGAUCAAGAGAGAAGAUUAUGGUAUCGCAGGGCGUGCACUAUACGAGGUGAAUGUGCUUAAUAGAUCAGAGCAAUUCACAGAUAUAAUAUUCAUCACUCUCCCUGCUACUGGCCAAAGUGUAGAAAUCGAUUUCUCUUAUGAUACGGGUGAAUCCUUAGUAGCGCCAUCUGUGAGAAAAGAUGGAUACCUGUUUACGAUACUAUGGGGUGUUUUAGUGGUGAUUGUAUCGGUGGUCAUCUUGAUGAAAGUGAUAGAUAGACCAAUUGGUCCAGCUGGGGCCACUAGAGUUGCAACAAACGGUGUUGCAGCAACAGCAGGAGCACCGGGAACACCAGAAAGAAGAAGUGGUGCAGUGAUAUACCAUGAGGAAUCUCCAAGAACACCAUCACCAUUUAUGGAGUAUGUCAAGAGGACUGUGGAUGAGACUCCUUACUACAGAAGAGAAGGGAGGAGGAGGUUUAAUCCUCAAAACACUAUGUAGAAUAUGUUUGUUAUGAGUAGUAAACUCUGUUUUUGUUUGUAAACCACCAAACCUUGAAAACUGUUUAUAUCAUUUGUGCAUUGUUGUUUCUUGCUCACUUCAGUUUGAACUGGAUACGUUAUUUUCCAAACCAGUUAUUUGGGUUUUUGUUUGAUCA